GGUUGUAGGUGGAGUUACUAUCAGUUGCGUCUACACCCAUAGCGAGAUAGGUGUCUGUCGAUCGGGCUACAUUCAAAUCUCGCCAAAAUGUUGAGAAAAGUGACUCUUUUUUGUGUGAUAUAUGUAAUUUGUGUUGCCGAUUAUGCCGUACUGGGUCAUCCAGAUAACAGUGGCCUCGGCAGUACCGUGUCUCACUUCGAAUCGCAGGUUGCGAUGCUCUGCGAUGCGGGCCCUCACGGGGAACAAGAGGCGUACCAUCCUAAGUACAUGAACGAGCAAGGUCAGUGGAUAUCUGAUCUGAACUCGAAGGUUUCCUGCUUCAAGGAUAAGAUGGACAUCUUAUCAUACUGCAAGAAGAUAUAUCCAAAGAGGGAUAUUACUAAUAUAGUCGAAAGCAGUCAUUAUUUGAAAAUUGGCUCGUGGUGCAAAGUAGGCUCGGCUGCUUCACAGGGCAAUGGAAAAUGUAAAACAGCACGAUGGGUGAAACCCUUCAGAUGCUUAGAGGGACCAUUUCAGUCAGAUGCUCUACUUGUACCAGAAAACUGCCUUUUCGACCACAUCCACAACCAAAGUAACUGCUGGACAUUCGGCAGGUGGAAUGCAACAGCAGGAAGUGCCUGCCAAGAAAGAGGUCUUCAGUUGAGGUCGUUCGCAAUGUUGCUUCCUUGUGGUAUUUCGCUUUUUAGCGGAGUUGAAUUCGUCUGUUGUCCAAAACACUUCGUUGAUAACAUAAAGAGUAAGGAUGCCGUCAACCUUUCCAUCCUCAAGAAGGAAUCAGAUAUCCUCGACAACAUCAAUGACGAAGACGAUUCUGAUGAGCUCGAUGAAGAAGACAAAGAUGACAUCAACGACCUGGCAGAUGAGACAGACUUAUCUGAGAAUACUAAUAACUUGCAAGAUGACGAGGACGACGACGAGGAUGAACUGGAUGAAUAUGAUGACGGAGAUUGGGAUACAUUGUCAAGCACUACCGCCAAAUCAAAAUCAACAACUACUUCUACGACCACCUCUACUACAACCACGACACCAGUUUCUGCUCCUGACCCGUACUUCACACAUUUCGACCCAAGGAACGAGCAUCAGAGUUACAAGGAAGCACAGAAACGCCUAGAAGAAACCCAUCGCGAGAAGGUCACCAAGGUGAUGAAGGACUGGUCAGACUUGGAGGAACGCUACCAAGACAUGCGCCAGGGCGAUCCAAGAGGUGCUGAAGACUUCAAACAGAGAAUGACCAGGAGGUUCCAACAAACUGUGCAAGCUUUGGAAGAAGAGGGAGAUGCGGAAAAACAUCAACUCGCUGCGAUGCACCAACAGAGAGUCUUGGCACACAUCAACCAGAGGAAAAAGGAGGCCAUGACUUGCUACACACAAGCUCUCAAUGAGGUCCCUCCAAAUACACACAGAGUUCAGAAAUGCCUUCAAAAAGUCUUACGGGCACUCCACAAAGACAGGGCCCACGCUAUCACCCACUACCGUCAUCUACUCAGCAGCAGUAUUGAAGCUGCCACCAGAGAACAGCCAAGAACAUUGGAACGUCUUCUGGAUAUAGACAGAACGGUCAACCAAAGCAUGCAGAUGCUAAGACGUUAUCCUGCUCUGGCAGCAAAAAUUGAACAGCUGAUGGAUGAUUACAUUCAAGCUCUCAGAUCCAAAGAUGAAACACCGGGUUCUCUUUUGGCCAUGACCACUGAAGCUGAGCAGGCAAUUUUGAAUAAGUAUAAAUAUGAUGUGGCCACCAAGCAGGCUGAGAAGGAAAGACAGAAAAUACAGGAAAAAGAGAGAAAAGAACAGAGGAAAAAAGAACGAAUGGAUCUCAAAGAAGAGAAAAAACGGGUUGAAGGAGUUUUGGGCAAGAAAAUCAGCAAUUUCGAUGACGAGGAUAUGGAAGACGAAUCACUGCCAGAAGACAACAAGUACUCGACAACUACCCAGAUCGUACUCAACAGUACUGUCGACUUGAUAAGCAAUGAUGUUAGCACCAAGCAUAGACAAGUCGACGAUUCUGCCGUCCAACAAGCUGUUGAAGAUGUCGCUGCUGUAGCUCAUAGACAGGAGACAAUUAGGAUUUCUCACUCCAUGACUCACGACAUGAGUCAUGAUGAACCGACCUAUUCCGUUCGCAGAGAAGUAUAUCAUCAGCACGCAAAGAGUGUUGCUUUCACUUUGGUAUUCGCUGGAACGGCUUUGAUAGCAUUGUUCGCGGUGGGCUUCAUUGUUGUGAAAAAACGCUCACAUAGAUCACCGAAAAGCCAAGGGUUUAUCGAAGUGGAUCAAGCUGCCACGCCAGAAGAGAGACACGUGGCCAAUAUGCAAGUCAAUGGUUAUGAGAACCCUACCUAUAAAUAUUUCGAAGUAAAAGAGUAAUAAAGAUACACACAAACAUUCCUUCAUUUCGACUUAGCGGCAUGAGCCUUCGUUUAUUUCGAGCAAUAUUUUGAGAUGUAAAGUACUUCAUUUAAAUAUUGAUUUAAUCAAACUCUUACUGGAGUAUUCGUAAUAUCCCAUCAUGAUAUUAAUUUGAAUAAUGAGUGUGAUAACUGUUAGAGCAGUGUUAGUAUUUUUAACGAUAUACUUAAGUGAUAUUGGAUACUCCAAGAAUCCACGUUGUACUUAAGUUUGGUCACAUGAAUUAAUAACUAGCUUUUCGCCGUUCGAUCCACAAAAUAUCUAGAAAAUUCGACGCCAGGUGCCAUUUAUUGUGGUUUAGAAACAGCGUGUUCCGUGAAAAUGGAACGCAGCUACCAAAAACAUAUUUAUAGCUAGAUGUAUGAUACCCUCCAAUAUUCUUUCAAACCUAGGUAAAACUAAAAAAAUGCAUGUUCAAAACCACCUGCUUUUUGUACAAAGACUUUUUACUUUUCUUACCUAUUUGUAAGGCUUGUUAGAAUCGAGAUUAUAUCCCUUUCACAAUUUUUUCAAGUGUGACUCACAACUUUUACAAUAAUUGGGUGGAACCAGAUUUUUGCAUUCAGUAAUAUUAAUUUGAACAUCUGUUAAGGUGAAGGUCAGCUAAGCUCGUUAGGUGUACAAAGUGAAGUACUCUGAUAUAUCUAGCUAAUCAAUGUAGAUACCAUACUACAUAUAUUGCUAAAUUUAUUGACUGAAUUGUAUGACUAGUUCCAUUCAGUAUAAUUAAAACCGCCCAGAAAAGGAAUUUCCUUUUUUUGUUGUAAUGACAAUUGAUACUAUUAGCUAGGAACCUUCAAAUCAUUAUGUAUAGAUUGACUGUUUUAUAAUAUUUCUUACUUUCACAAUUUUGAAGAUGCAGCUUCUAAUAUAGUCUAGAGUUUUUCGAAAUGUCGUAUCAGGGGUGCCCAUACCUGUCGAUUUCAAACAGAAGUCUUAAUAUGGUGGGUGUUAAAAUAGAAAAUGUUACUCCAUGUUCAGAAAAAAACACGUCCAUCGAGUUUAAUAAAGAGAAAGCAGAUAAAGGACAGAUUAUUGUAAUCUGGUCAAAGUCGAGUGUUUGGGUGCCCCUGAUUUUCAUUGAUGAAUUUCCUGAGAAAUAAAUAUUUUUCCACUGAAUAAAAUAUUCAAAAAAGAUUAUUUCAAAAUGGGGUAAUAUUUAGUAGAUAUCCACAAUAUAUUGUUGAUUCGUGUAAACUCAGUACGUUCAUUUGAUUGUGUUUCUAUCCUAUUCAAGUGUGAAGAAAAUGCAUAAGACAAAAAACCAGUUAUCAUCAUCAUAAAUAUACUUAAGUAUCAUAUAAGCUUCUGAGGCAGUUCCUUCGUUCGCAUUCAUUCAAAAUCGUCAGGAAAUGUGAAAGCGACAUAUGAAGUAGCCGUAUGUUCACCGAAUAGAAUAAAUUAGGCUUGUUUUUGUGGAUGAAACAUUUUUCAUGGAAAGAUGUAUGCUUUUUUCCUUAAAAAUAUGAAUGAUUUUUUUCGAAUCGCAAGAUGACUUGAUAAUAAUGCGUAAUGGAUAAGGUUGGAACCUAUUUACUUACCACAGCUUUAGAUUGAUACAAAAUUAUCAGGGAUCUAAAUAUCAAAAAAUAUCAAUAUAAGGUUCGAUUGCCUUAUGUAGAGUUUCAGCAUUGUCGCCAACAUUCUUGAUCUCUGGUCGUUUUUAGUGUUAAUCAAUUGCAUCGAUCAUAUCUGAAUAUUUUCCAUGCAUUCCUGAAUUUGUUUUCUUCGCAUUGAAUCAUAUUUCAAUUCUUCGAAAACCAUAUCAGAAAAAUGUGUUGUGAAGACCCACGCAGAUUUCCAAUUGAAAUUUUCAGUGCUUAUUCUCAUCACAUAAACGUAUCGGAAAUCAAUUCUGGUUUAUGUUCGGAUGUGGUGAAUGCAAUACAUUAUAAAAGUGAUCCCAAUCAUUGUACUGUAUAUGUUGUUCAUUGUUUCAUUUAAUUAUUCACUCUUUGAGUUCCCAUCAAAUAUAAGGACUCAUUUCUCAAGUAUCUGGAACUGCUUUGUAAAUUUCAAGCGAUCUAUUGAAUGAUUUUUGUGAAUCGAUGGAACAAAAAUCUUUGAGUGGGUCUAGAUACUAGAAUUUCGUUUUUGUGAAUUUUCUAGUAUAUUAUACAAAAGAUGUUGAUUCUUAUUAGAACGUAGACGUAGCAUUUAUGUUUUGUGGCCAUGUAAUUUAAAUUUAAUGUAAUAAAAUAUUAAACUCCUAUUUUAAA
This is a messenger RNA of Coccinella septempunctata (seven-spotted ladybird), 4625 nucleotides long. RefSeq names its product amyloid-beta-like protein. Gene Ontology annotation, cellular component: neuronal cell body; membrane; neuron projection. Gene Ontology annotation, biological process: axonogenesis; central nervous system development. The record is from RefSeq and is a predicted model, not a curated record. The coding region runs from base 88 to 2364 and encodes 758 amino acids. Gene Ontology annotation, molecular function: transition metal ion binding; heparin binding. Lineage: Eukaryota; Metazoa; Arthropoda; Insecta; Coleoptera; Coccinellidae. The transcript is spliced from 9 exons.